GUUGUUGAGUUUGUUAUGACAAGUCGAGGCCUCGGACUAAAUUAGGAGCAUAGCCCUUGUGUCUGUCCAGGCGAUUCCGCGAUGGAGGGCAUGGACCUGGACCUGGACCAGGAGCUCAUGCAGAAAUUCAGCUGCAUGGGAACAACAGACAAAGACAUCUUAAUAUCGGAAUUUCAGAGGCUCCUCGGGUUUCAGCUAAACCCUGCCGGAUGCGCCUUCUUUCUGGACAUGACCAACUGGAAUUUACAAGCAGCCAUCGGAGCCUACUAUGACUUUGAGAGUCCCAACAUCAGUGCACCCUGCAUGUCCUUAGUGAAGGAUGUGACGAUCGGUGAGGGUGAAUCAGUACCCCCAGACACACCUUUCACAAAGACCUGGAGGAUACAGAACACUGGUGCAGAGUCGUGGCCUCCUGGAGUCUGUCUGAAGUAUGUUGGAGGAGAUCAGUUUGGUCACGUAAACAUGGUGAUGGUUCGGUCUUUAGACCCGCAGGAAAUGACUGAUGUCAGCGUACAAAUGCAGAGCACUGCGUCUCCUGGCAUGUUCCAGGGCCAGUGGAGAAUGUGCACAGCUACCGGUCUUUACUUUGGAGAUGUAAUUUGGGUGAUCCUGAGUGUGGAGGUCGGCGGCCUCCUCGGCGUCACGCAGCAGCUUUCCUCCUUCCAAGCAGAGUUCAACACCCAGCCGAACCGCAGGCUGGAAGGAGACUACAACCCCUUCGCUUCACCAGAGAAGAGCAAGUGCCCCAACAGCAACAACAACAGCCUCCAUGACGCCAGCAGCCACAUGGUGGCAGAGGAACAUUGGCAGGGAAUGGGCCCCGAGCUGCAGCAAGAUCAGAACGGACUCUCACAUAACUCUGUGGAUAUAGUAGCAAACAGUCUACAAAGCAAUUUAUCAGUAGUCUCUUAUAACCAGGGUAUACAGGAGCCCUAUCCCUUUGGCCACUCUUAAAUCAUGGGACUUGUCGCAGUGAAGCAGCACUGAACCGUACCUCUGGAGUCUGCCACACCAACAAGAGAAAGAAAGUGGCUUUAUCAGCAGCUGGCAGAGAGAGUGUGUGGAGAUUCAAAAACUCUUUAUGCAAAGUCCAGCUUUUUUUUUUCUUUCCCGGAUGAACCAGAGGCCAGUGCUCCUGACGUGCAGCUCUACCAACAUCCCACAACCCACUGUAUGCACGUGUGAAUGCUAAGUUAAAGAUGAGUGCUUUGAGUCCUUUUGAGUGAAGACUUCUUUUCUUUCUUUUUUUUUUUCAGAUUUUUUUUGGUGUCAAGAGUGAAAAUGAAACAAUGACAGGAGUGUGUAUUUGUGAAACCGUGUGUAUAUGUGUGUGCAACUGGAAAGAGAGACUUUGGAGGAAAAGCCAUUAAUGUUGCCAACUGAUUCUCCAGUUUCUGCUCUGACUCUUGGUGCAUCGAUCGGGUCUCUCUGAAACAAAACAUCGGAUAUCAUUAUUUACUUUUCUAUCUUCAUUUUAAACUUCAAAUUUUUAUAACAAGGGGAACAGCAACUUCUCCCAAGAAAUACAUCUGAAGCUCAUUUAAAGGCAGUAUGUUUUUAAAAAAAAAAAAUAGCUUGUGUAAGCAGAGGAGUAGUCUCUGUGCUGUAAUGGUACCUGCAAAUGUAGAUGCAGUGCCGCUUUUCUCCACUGGAGGGAGUCGACCACUUCUCUUACCAACAAGACAAUACAGAUAUGAAAAAAAAAAAAAGGCUUAAAUUUAAAUGUAGUGAAAAAACUUUCUAACUACUCUCUAUGGAAGUAACACAAUAAGUGAAAAUUUAUCUGAUUUGUCAUAAAAGUCAAAAAUAAAUCCUUCAGUGGAGGUAGGAUCAUUGCUGGCACAUUCAUUUACACAUUUAUGAAGUUAUAGAAAAUAUAGGCAGAUUAUUAUUAAUGGCAAUAAAGAAGUAUUAGAGAUUCAUUCAGUAAUUUUCAGAAUGUAAGAAGAAGCUUAUUUUUACAUGCUUGCACUAAAUUUAAAAACACACAAAAAAAAGGAACAGGAUUAAUGCACAAUAAGCCAGAAGACAUUGUGUCGGAGCCAUAUGAAUGGCGGCUGAGUCAUAAUUAUACAAGGUUAAAAAAAUUCUAUCUAAAUUUUCAUUUAAAAGCUGUCAGACAUGCAUUUAUCAUCAUAUUAGAUUGAAUGUAUUUGAUGAAUGUAGAGGAUGAUAAUGUAUUUGGAAACAUAUUAAUUUACCCAAAGAUUCAUCAUUGUAUAUUUGCAUUGAAUAUUUGUAUCAGUGUGAUUAUUGUUCUGAAUUUAUCCUGUCUGUUAUUGUUGAUGUUCUGCAUUCUAGUCCUACAAUUGUUCUCAUUUCUCACUGAGAGGUUCUUGAACUGGGUUUGAACAUUAAAUAACAGUUAAUUCAACGACAAUGGCAGAUCCACAUUACUGCAUAUGAACUUGCACUAACCGGCUGAUCUAUGCACUGUGUGAUGACGAGGCCUGUGCGUGCUUUCUUCCUCAGCGAGUACAGUUAAGUCCUGAAGGGUUUAUCACCUCUGUGAUUUUAUCUGUCCUGAGUUUGGACCACCUCGUCAGGUAAACACCGCUCUUUCAUUAAAAUGUGAACUGUUAGCCCCAGGGUAACAGAGCUCUGACAUCAAGACAGUACCAGCCAGUCUAUUCUACAUGUUAAGUGCAUCUCUGGGCUUCUUUCUGUUUCACUCAACAUUUUCUGUGCAAAACUGUCGAUGAUCAUUGUUUCGCCACGCUGCCGGUGUCAGUUCAUCAAGUGCAAAGUGUAUUUUGUUCUGGGUGUAAUGUCUCUCUGAAGUUUCCACUGGCCAGAUUGCAGAAUGAAUCAGUUGGCAUUAGACUCAUACAACAGCACAUUUAUGAGAGUGAGGAAGUGCAAACAGAUGAAAGCUUUUUUUUCCCUGUGUGUUUGACGAAUGUUUGUAUGAUUAAAUUAUCACUGAUAACUAAA
Molecule: messenger RNA, 2934 nt
Organism: Notolabrus celidotus (New Zealand spotty)
Lineage: Eukaryota; Metazoa; Chordata; Actinopteri; Labriformes; Labridae
Product: protein ILRUN-like
Exons: 5
Coding region: 82-954 (290 amino acids)
Biological process (GO): macroautophagy
Cellular component (GO): phagophore assembly site
Molecular function (GO): ubiquitin binding
Source: RefSeq, a predicted model, not a curated record